CAAUAUCAGGAAUCGAACCGCUACGAAUGAAUGACAUGUGAAAUGCUGCCACCGCGUAUCGAUCCGUGUCCGCAAGUGUCUGACGUGUCAAAUUCUCACGGUUCCACGAAAUCGACGGUCACGCGUGCUCCAUGGCGGUUUUGGGGACUUUAAAGAAAUAGCUUGGAGGGUGAAGAAUCCAUCGAUUUCGCGAUGACGACGGAGCUCCGGAUGCUCGAAGUGACGCCCAUCUCGGCGGAGGAUCUCAAGGAUGUGAAGCUCGUCGGCAAGAUGCAAACGUACGUGGUGGCGUGGGUGGAUCCGUCGCGCAAGGCGUCCACAAAUCUGUCGCAGCUGCCGGGUAAGAACCCUCGCUGGAACGAGAAGCUGAUGCUGUCGGUGGAGGAUCAAUUGCUCCAGCAGCCGGGCGCGUUCCUGGUCCUGGAGAUUUACCACAGGGGAUUUCUCGAGAGCACGAUCGUGGGGCGCGCCAACAUCCCCCUCCAGGAGAUCUCCGCCAAGGGCUCCGGCGAUGCGCCCCUCUCCUUCAAGGUCCGGCGCCCAUCGGGGCGAUUGCAAGGCACGAUCCACGUCUCUGUCAAGGUCGGAGAGAAAUUCCAGGGGAAUUCGUCAAGAACACAGCAGCCGGCGCCCACGGCCUACCCUUACAACCCACAGGGGCAAGGGCCAUCCUCGGCAUGUCCCCAGGCAUAUCCCCCGGCGGCGGGAUAUCCACCCCAGCAGCAAGGAAUGUACCAGCAGCAGCAGCAGCCGUACUACCCGCCGGCGUACGGCGCCCCGGUUAUGCCGCCAAUGAUGCCCCCGAGAAGGAACCGGUUUGGCGGGGGUGGUAUGGGUAUGGGCGGGGCUGGGCUCGGUUUGGGCGCGGGGCUACUGGGGGGUUUACUUGUUGGAGAUAUGAUUAACGAUGCUCACUACGAUGGAGGCUAUGGUGGGGACUAUGGUGGUGGGGACUAUGGUGGUGGGGAUUUUGGUGGUGGAGACUUCGGUGGCGGCGACUGGUAGAAAGCUAUUUUGUAAAGCGCUGUAACUGUAUUUGUUACCCUUUGUAAAUUUUAUUGAGCUAUGGCGGCUUAUUUAUAAUUCCUAGAUCAAAUUCAAAUUCAAAUUCAAAUUCU
This is a messenger RNA of Selaginella moellendorffii, 1118 nucleotides long. Its product is annotated as protein SRC2 homolog. The transcript has a single exon. Gene Ontology annotation, biological process: defense response. The coding region runs from base 193 to 1005 and encodes 270 amino acids. NCBI's taxonomy places the organism in Eukaryota, Viridiplantae, Streptophyta, Lycopodiopsida, Selaginellales, Selaginellaceae. The record is from RefSeq and is a predicted model, not a curated record.